AUGAGCUCCGGUAUGUUGCGAUGGCAGCUCGCCCGUCUUCUGUCUGCCAACCAUGGUAUUCUAGCAUGCAGUACCACGGCAGAUACGAGGUUGCACCAACUUGCUUACCUUUUGCUUUUUUUGCGUUUCCCCGGCUUUCAGCAUGCUACGAUCGUCAUUCAAGCUGGUCCGGCCCAGCUCCCUCGCAAGAACGUCAUGGCUGUGGGUGCCGAGCAGCGAAAAUGCCUGAAGCUCCUUGGGAGUAUAUUGUGGUUACUGUCAACCCCAACCUCGACUCUCGCCGAGUCGGAUGCCGAACGGAACGCCGGGGUUUUUGCCCGCAACUCGGCCUCCCAUUCAGUGAAAAAUGGAAGCUCUGGCAGCCAGUCACCUCUAUAUGCUACCAAGUUCAAGGGCGUUACUUGGGAUGUUGCGAACUGGAGGUUGACUACCGCUGAGCUUGAACAGGGCCAUUACCAAUCUCGAGGCUCCAUCGCAAACGGAUACCUGGGAAUUAAUGUUGCUGCUGUUGGUCCAUUCUUCGAAUUGGACGUCCCCGUGGCCGGCGACGUAAUCAACGGAUGGCCGGUAUUUUCCCGCAGGCAAACAUUCGCUACCAUAUCCGGCUUUUACAGCUUCCAGCAAAACAUCAAUGCCACAAACUUCCCCUGGCUAAACAAAUAUGGAGGCGAUCUCAUCAGCGGCGUUCCACAUUGGGCUGGCCUGAUCUUGGACCUUGGAGACGGCAACUACCUUGAUGCGGCCGUGAAGAAUAGCACGAUAUCAAACUUCAAUUCCACCUUGGACAUGAAAGGGGGGAUCCUCACAUGGCAGUAUACUUGGAGCCCAGAACAGCAUAAUGGGACAUUUGAUAUUUUCUAUCAGCUGAUAGCACAUAAAUUGCAUGUUAAUCAAGCUCUUGUGCAUAUGGAGAUAACUCCAUCUAGAGAUGGAAACGCGAGUGUGGUAAAUGUCCUAGACGGAUAUUCUGCAGUAAGGACUGAGUUUAAAGACUCAGGCACAGACGGGGGUGCUAUCUAUACCUCCGUGAAUCCGGAGGGUAUCAACAAUGUCACCGCCUUCAUAUAUGCAGAGAUGACGGGCACAGAAGGCGUGGAUCUUUCUUCCUCGUCUCUUGUGUCUGAUAAGCCUUACCUUCACGCCAAUGGGUCGACUAUCGCCCAGAGUGUGGACGUUAAGCUACGAGCGGGACAGACGACAAAGAUAGAUAAAUUUGUUGGUGUUGCAUCCUCAGACGGGUUUAAAGACCCUAAGCGAGCUGCGAAGGAGGCCGCGUCAAAGGCAUUACGGACGGGCUAUGAAGAGAGCUUGAAGACUCACAUUGCUGAAUGGACAACCGUGUUCCCUAGCGACUCCACAGAGGACUUUACCGCGCCUGAGACAAAAUGGCUUCCGCUUGACCACAAUAUUAUCGAAUCUUCCAUUGUUGCCGUCGCGAAUCCUUACUAUCUCUUACAAUCAACAGUUAGCUCCAAUGCCUUGACCGCUGUAAAGAAUGCACCCCUUAAUCGUGGAAGCAUUUCUGUCGGCGGGCUGACCUCUGAUUCAUAUGGUGGACUUGUAUUCUGGGAUGCAGAUAUUUGGAUGCAGCCAGGCCUUGUGGUUGCCUUUCCUGAAGCCUCACAGAUAUUUUCCAACUAUCGAGCCGAUAAAUAUGGACAGGCGUUGAGAAACGCUCAGACGCAGUUCACUUCCUCAAAGAACCAGACAAGUUUCUCGUCGGAUGCAGCUGCAUAUCCCUGGACGAGUGGACGGUUUGCCAAUUGCACCGCUACUGGGCCCUGUUUUGAUUAUCAAUAUCAUCUGAAUGGCGACAUUGGGUUGCAAGUGGUUAACAAUUGGGUAACUACUGGAGACACGGAGAAUUUUAAAUCGAAUCUCUUUCCAGUUUACAAUUCUAUUGCAACCUUCUUUGCCGAUCUGAUGGAGAAGAAUGGAACAAAAUGGACUGUUACCAACAUGACUGACCCAGACGAGUUCGCGAAUUCGAUUGAUGGGGGUGGCUACACAAUGGCCCUGAUUGCAUCCACCCUGGUAUACGCCAAUAUGUUUCGACAGAUGUUUGGCCUUGAGCAAAACCAGACAUGGAACGACAUGGCGCAAAAUGUCCUCAUCUCCAGAGAUCCAGGCUCACAGAUUACCCUGGAAUAUACAACAAUGAAUGGGAGUACUCAGGUUAAGCAAGCAGACAUUGUAUUAAAUACCUUUCCGCUUCGUUUUACUGAGGACUAUACCCAUGUUAAUGCUCUCUUGGAUUUGGACUAUUAUGCGGCUAAACAAUCGCCCAACGGCCCUGCAAUGACUUAUGCGAUAUUCUCCAUUGUUGCGAAUGAAGUAUCCCCGUCUGGAUGCUCUGCCUAUACGUAUGGACAGUACUCAUUCAGCCCAUACGUUAGAGCCCCAUUCUUCCAGUUCUCAGAGCAGCUCGUUGAUGAUUGGUCGCGUAACGGGGGAACACAUCCUGCGUACCCCUUCCUGACAGGGAAUGGUGGAGCUAAUCAAGUUGCUGUGUUUGGGUAUCUGGGGUUACGUCUCAUACCCGAUGGGGUAUUGCAUCUGAAUCCCAACUUGCCCCCACAGAUUCCACAUAUCAAGUAUAGAACAUUUUACUGGCACGGCUGGCCCAUUGAAGCAACAGCAAACUACAGUCAGACUAUCGUUCAGCGAGCGACGAACCGGCGUCCUCUAUCAAGUGCAGAUAAGCAGUAUGCCAAUGCGCCCAUUACUGUCCAUGUUGGACCCGAAAAUAACGUUACCGUGUACUCCCUGCCUCCAAAUGGACAGCUGGUUAUUCCAAAUCGCCAAUCCGGUUCCAUAAAAACGCUAGCUGGCAACCUUGUUCAAUGUCAACCUGUCUUUUCCCCGAAUGAGUACUCUCCUGGACAAUUCCCCAUCUCUGCAGUUGAUGGAGCCGCGUCCACCAAAUGGCAGCCGUUACGCGCCAGCUCAACCUCGUCACUGACCGUCAAACUACCCGAGAGUGCUUCUUCUGCCUCGAUCAGUGGCUUCGCGUUCGAUUGGGCACAGGCACCGCCUGUUAACGCGAAAGUAGUUCUGCACGAUGAACCGCUGAACUCACAGUUGGAUCUCGAUGGCGCUUAUGCCAGCAGCCCUCCUGGCACAGUCACUAUCUGGGAAACCUCAAAGGUCCCGCUAUCAGACCCGUACGAUGCCAUGACAAUAGAUCUUAACAUGAUCAUGACUUACAAAGGAAAUACUACAAACAUAACCCUACCGUCAUCGGUGCCUGUGACGAAGUUUGCGACACUUCUAAUCAGGGGCAACCAGGCAUUAGGUCCGGCUGAGGUGAAAGCGGGCAACGGGACUGGGGCGACUGUUGCAGAGUGGUCAAUUCUGAGGUCUAGGGUAAUUGGUACCUGGCAUGUUGAUUUGCUGGGAAUUGAGAAGCUAGUUAAGGAACCCGCCGGGAUGGACUGGCGCUAUACAUUCAUCACCUACCUGUCCGCAUUCACUGCGCAUCUCCUCCUCGUCCUCGUCCUCGUCUACGUUCCGCCGACGUCCUACCUGCGAGCAUGGCUGCUUCCGGUGCUGCUGCUGCCGACGAUUAUCGUCUCCCAGACGGCCCUGCAUGCGACCUCCGUGAUGCCGCUCAAUUUUAUCUUCGGGGUCGGUUACGGUGCCCGUCUUGCGCUGGAAAUAUUUGACCUGCUCUGCAUUUCGAAGGUAGCUUAUCCUGGUCAUCAUAAAUCGAGGGACGACUCUUCCUCCGGCUCGGCGAAUGGGAUAAUUCGUCAUAAGGAGGCGAGCGCGACGGUGGUGGCACUUCCAUGGCCCAAGAGAUGCUAUAACGCUAUAAAGUGGUUUCUGGACCUUUCAUCCAUUGAUAGGCGUCUUGAUGGCUACUCUGCCAUUUCUCGUCAAAAGGCGAAUCUUGUAACGAAACGGCGGUUUCUCACGUUUCGGUCUAUUCGGUUUAUACUGGGAUAUUUACUCUUGGACUUUAUCACAGCGCAGUCGCUGGAGGAUGCCAAUAUCAAAUUUGGUCCAGGCAAAGAAAAGAUACUCUCUCGCAUAAUUGAAGGCGACUUCUCGGGCCAAGACCUCGGAGAGACGUUGGGAUCGAUUGUCGGAUUCGCUGCGGCCGGCUAUUUGAACCUGACUGUACUCUUCGAUCUCGUCUCUGUACUGGGCGUCGGGUUAGGAAUUUUUGGAGGUAUGACCUUAUGA
Arthroderma uncinatum is the source of this 4188-nucleotide messenger RNA. Its product is annotated as acid trehalase. Lineage: Eukaryota; Fungi; Ascomycota; Eurotiomycetes; Onygenales; Arthrodermataceae. The transcript is spliced from 6 exons. Gene Ontology annotation, molecular function: alpha,alpha-trehalase activity; carbohydrate binding. Gene Ontology annotation, cellular component: fungal-type cell wall. Gene Ontology annotation, biological process: trehalose catabolic process. The record is from RefSeq and is a predicted model, not a curated record. Bases 1 to 4188 code for a protein of 1395 amino acids.